This is a messenger RNA of Prunus armeniaca (apricot), 225 nucleotides long. Lineage: Eukaryota; Viridiplantae; Streptophyta; Magnoliopsida; Rosales; Rosaceae. The record is from the annotation of a GenBank genome assembly.
AUGGACUUCAUGGACAUAUUCGAAUCCUGGGAGAAGAUUUUAGGCUUAGGCAAAGGUCAUUAUAGGGAGUGGGUGGACGAAGAGAUAUGCCCACGAGGAAAGGAAGUUCUUCUUGGGUUGCUAAGAAGAAUGAGAGGUAUGGAGCAGAAGCUAAAUGAAAUAGAAGAAGAUAAUGAAGGACUGAGAGAUAAAAUCAUAGCAAUUGAGAAAGAAACAAGGAAUUGA